Molecule: messenger RNA, 1676 nt
Organism: Propithecus coquereli (Coquerel's sifaka)
Lineage: Eukaryota; Metazoa; Chordata; Mammalia; Primates; Indriidae
Gene: GJA5
Product: gap junction protein, alpha 5, 40kDa
Exons: 1
Coding region: 30-1103 (357 amino acids)
Biological process (GO): cell communication
Cellular component (GO): connexin complex
Source: RefSeq, a predicted model, not a curated record
UUUGGCAUCUGUCUCCUGGCUGAGCCACGAUGGGUGACUGGAGCUUCCUGGGAGAGUUCCUGGAGGAAGUGCACAAGCAUUCCACGGUGAUCGGCAAGGUCUGGCUCACUGUCCUCUUCAUAUUCCGCAUGCUCGUGCUGGGCACGGCUGCCGAGUCUUCUUGGGGGGAUGAACAGGCUGACUUUCAGUGUGAUACGAUGCAGCCCGGCUGCGAGAAUGUCUGCUAUGACCAAGCCUUCCCCAUCUCCCACAUCCGCUACUGGGUGCUGCAGAUCAUCUUCGUCUCCACGCCCUCCCUGGUGUACAUGGGUCACGCUAUGCACAUGGUGCGCAUGCAGGAGAAGCGGAAGCUACGCGAGGCCGAGAAGGCCAAAGAGGUCCAGGGCGCUGGCUCUUAUGAGUACCCGGUGGGGAAGGCAGAGCUGUCCUGCUGGGAGGAAGUGAAUGGAAAGAUUGUCCUCCAGGGCACUCUGCUCAACACCUAUGUCUGCAGCAUCCUGAUCCGCACCACCAUGGAGGUGGCCUUCAUUGUGGGCCAGUAUCUCCUCUACGGGAUCUUCCUGAACACCCUGCAUGUCUGCCGUAGGAGUCCCUGUCCCCACCCAGUCAACUGUUAUGUGUCCCGGCCCACGGAGAAGAAUGUCUUCAUUGUCUUCAUGCUGGCUGUGGCUGGACUGUCCCUCUUCCUUAGCCUUGCUGAACUCUACCACUUGGGGUGGAAGAAGAUCAGACAGAGAUUUGCUAAGUCGCGACAGGGCAUGGCUGAGUGCCGGCUUCCUGGCCCCUCUGCAGGCAUGGUCCAGAGCUGCACACCACCCCCUGACUUCAACCGGUGCCUGGAGAAUGGCCCCGGAGGAAAAUUCUUCAAUCCCUUCAGUAACAACAUGGCCUCCCAGCAGAACACAGACAACCUGGCCACUGAGCAAGUGCGAGGCCAGGAGCAGAUUCCUGGGGAGGGCUUCAUCCACAUUCACUAUGGCCAGAAGCCUGAAGUGCCCAAUGGUGCCUCACCAGGUCACUGUCUCCCCCAUGGCUACCACAGUGACAAGCGUCGUCUUAGCAAGGCUAGCAGCAAGGCCAGGUCAGAUGAUCUAUCAGUGUGACCUUUCAGCAUGGGAAGACCAGGACCAGGUGGGAACAAAGGAAGAUCAGAGAGGGAAAGUGUCUCCCUUCUGACCCUAUGCUUUCUCAUUGUUGUCACUGCUCUGCUCCUUUUGGGCCCCAGGUCUUGAUAGCAUUGCUCAUUAAUUCCAGAAAGUAUAACCAGGGCUCUUUGAGUUAGGUCACAGACAUGGCUACCCACGCAGGCUGCUGUCCCCUCCCCAUCCUCUAUCCAGUGUAUGCAGUGAAGCCUUUCAGAUUACUCAUUGAAUAGGGUAGAGUAAGGGAAGGGAACCAUGACAAAAACCAUGGCAAAACCAGGGAGCUUGGAAGGGAUAGCCAGAGGGAUAGAAUGACUCUACAUACCAGCAACAUACCAGAUGGGUUCUUCAAGUUUCUGCGUCUUCCUUGACCUGAUCACCCUCGCUCCCUCAAGGAAGAGCUCCAAAUUCCCAGCCUAUAGAGAGCACAAAUCAAGGAACUUGCAUUAGAUGUGCUCUUGAAUUUGUUGUCUGUGUGGGCUGUUCCUUGCAAUGGAGGUGAGGUGGCCUUGGGCUGCCCUUGGCUGCCCCUUC